This is a messenger RNA of Aureobasidium vineae, 1041 nucleotides long. Lineage: Eukaryota; Fungi; Ascomycota; Dothideomycetes; Dothideales; Saccotheciaceae. The record is from the annotation of a GenBank genome assembly.
AUGUCACUCACAGCAGGCAACCUCAGAAACAUCCCCACUUGUUACGCCAGUGUGUCCAUUGGGUGCAGAGAUGAACACACUCUUCCCAAGAAGCUAGAAGCAAUUUCCAAUGCAGGCUUCAUUGCCAUCGAGCUCGGUUUCCCAGACCUCCUGGCUUUUGCAUCAACCUAUAUGAAGAAAGAGGUCGGAGCAUAUGACUACGAUGAUCUCGUCGUCUCGGCCAAGGUUGUCAAGGCCAUGUGUGACGCAAAGAAACUGAAGGUCCUUAUUCUACAACCAUUUGCCAACUUUGAGGGCUGGCAAGAAGGCAGUGACGAGAGAAAGGAUGCUUUUACUCGUGCCGAAGGCUGGAUCAGGAUUAUGGAUGCCGUCGGAACAGACAUGCUGCAGGUCGGUUCCUCAGACACACCUGCCGAAAAGAUUGGCACCGACCGCAACCGCUUCGUCAGCGACCUGCAACAACUCGCCGAUAUGCUCGCAAAGAAGAACUUCCGCCUAGCUUAUGAGAACUGGUGCUGGUCGACCCACGCUCCCACGUGGAAAGACGUGUGGGACAUUGUACANAAGGUCGAUCGCCCCAACGUCGGUCUCUGCCUAGACACCUUCCAGUCUGCUGGCUACGAAUGGGCAGACCCCACUACCGAGUCAGGCCUGGUAGACAAGCCCAAGGAUCAACUCGAGAGGGACUGGAAAGAAUCGCUCGACGAACUCGCUCGCAUCGUCCCAGCAGACAAGAUCUUCUUCCUCCAAAUCAGCGACGCAUACAGACCCAAGCAGCCCUUCAGCAAAGAUGUCGAUGAGUCUGGUACCCGUCCGAGAGGUCGCUGGAGCCAUGACUUCAGACCUCUUCCCUUCCAAGGCUAUCUGCCUGUUGUUGACUUUACUCGAGCUGUCUUGAAGACAGGCUUCCGCGGCUACUUCUCGUACGAGGUAUUCGACGGGGGUGAGGAUGGCAAGGGCAAGGACUACGAGUUGCAGGACUUUGCGAACGAGGCAAUGGUUACUCAGUGGAAGCUCAUACAAGCUUGUACCGAAGCUUAG